AUGAGUGAAAAUACCAAUGGCUCAAAUCAGCCAGAGUCCUCUCAACAAGAUUCUACCGGGCCCGUCGUGUCGGGCCGGAUCAUAAACUGCGUCCCGCAACUUCCCUACCGUAUCGGUCGCAACGACAAAUAUUCGGCAUUGCGGGGAGAUGAUCCAUCCGACGAGUGGAUUAUGGAGCCCAUCAGUGGCAACAGCGCCCUACACUCCUCGUUGUACCUCCUGCGGGACUCUCCUGACUGGGAAGAACAUGUAAUUGGAUGGACUGGCGAAAUUGACCCCGGUAACGCAUUCUCCUACAUUGCACCCACAGAUCCGCAGAAAACCGCCGAGGAGGCCACUGAGGAUUCCAAAUACAACUCUCAAGAGCUCAAUGAGGAUCCGCUCUAUCUUUCCAAAGAACAAAAACGAGCCAUGGCCGAAAAAUUGCAAAGUCAAGAGGACUCGAAGAAUAAGAUGACCGUGCACCCUGUAUGGCUAUUACGUAGAGACCAGGCCCGCUGGCGUGCAUUUGCUGAAAAGGUGGUAUGGCCAGCAUUACAUUACAUUUUGAAUGCCCCUUCAGACGGUCAGCAGGAAAAUACAUGGUGGUACGACUACGUCAAAUUCAACGAAGCGUACGCGGCCAAAGUGGCCCAAAUUUACAAACCGGGCGAUAUUAUUUGGGUCCACGAUUACUAUCUAAUGCUUCUACCCCAGCUUUUGCGCAUGCGUUUUGGAGACGCUGUCAUUGCGUAUUUCCACCAUGCGCCUUGGCCUAGUAACGAGUAUUUCAGGUGCUUGUCCAAACGUAAGCAAUUGUUGGACGGUAUUCUUGGAAGCAACCGAGUUUGUUUUCAAAACGAUGGGUUUGCCCGUCACUUUGUGUCCGGAUGCAAACGACUUUUGGAUUCAACCUCUACGAAAAACAGGACAAAUACCAAAGGCAAAGACGAAUGGCUCAUCAGUGCGUAUGGUGGUGAUGUGGUUGUCGACUCAUCUCCUACAGGUGUCAACACUGAGCUAAUUCUGCGCAAAGCAUUCACUGCUGACAUUGAUGCCAAAGUAGAAACGAUUAAGGCUGCCUAUGAAGGCAAAAAAAUUAUAUUCGGAAGAGACAGACUUGACACCGUGCGGGGGGUGGUUCAAAAAUUGCAGGCCUUCGAAUCUUUCUUGGCCAUGUACCCGGAAUGGAGAAACAAAGUCGUGUUGAUUCAGGUGAGCAGACCAACGUCCGCUGACAAUGCCUUGAAGCUGGAACAACAAGUCAAUGACCUUGUCAACUCUAUCAACUCUCAGUAUGGAUCUUUGAAUUUUGCACCAGUGCAACAUUACCAUAUGCGUAUUCCUGAAGACGUAUAUUACUCCCUGUUGAGGGCUGCUGACCUUUGUCUAAUCACAAGUGUUAGAGACGGCAUGAACACUACUGCUCUGGAGUACGUUACCGUGAAAAGCAGAUCAACAAAGGAAAACUGUUACGCGAAUCCUCUCGUACUGAGCGAAUUUUCUGGUACUAGCACUGUAUUGAAGGGUGCAAUUCUCGUCAACCCUUGGGAUGCCGUAGCAGUCUCUAAGGCAAUCAAAAAAGCUUUAUCAAUGACAACACAGGAGAAGGCGACCCUGGAGAAGAAAUUGUGGUCGAAAGUGCCAACGACGCAAGAUUGGAAUGCUAACUUCCUCAAGAGAAUGGUUGCAAUUGCUGAGAAAAAGGACUCAGAAGACAGUAAGAUAACUCCUGCACUCAACCGGCCAUUGUUACUGCGUACUUACCACGCAUCAAAGCGUAGGUUGUUUCUUUUCGAUUACGACGGGACUUUGACACCGAUUGUUCAAGACCCAGCAGCAGCCAUUCCAAGUGCCAAACUCUUCCGCAUACUCUCGAAAUUGGCAGCCGAUCCUAAUAAUCAAAUUUGGAUCAUCUCUGGGAGAGAUCAAAAGUUCCUUUCGAAAUGGUUAGGAUCACGUAUGCCUCAGUUAGGGUUGAGUGCUGAACACGGAUGUUUCAUGAAAGAUGUUGCAGCGGAAGAAUGGGUCAAUUUAACCACAAAGUUUGAUAUGUCUUGGCAAGAGAAGGUAGCAGAUGUCAUGGAUCAGAUUACCGUGCAGACACCAGGGUCUUUUGUGGAGAAGAAAAAAGUCGCAUUGACAUGGCAUUACAGGAGAGCGGAUCCAGAACAAGGCGAAUUCUUUGCUUCCAAAUUGAAAGCAACACUUGACGGGUUUGCCAAUGAUCUGGGGCUGGAGGUUAUGGAAGGUAAGGCCAAUGUCGAGGUUCGUCCCAAGUUUGUAAACAAGGGUGAAAUUGUGAAAAGGCUGGUCUGGCAUCCACUUGGUGAAAAACAGCUGUAUGACGACGAGGGCUUUAAGAUUGACGAAAGUAUACCAAAGAAUCGAUUGCCCGAGUUCAUUUUGUGCCUAGGUGAUGAUUUUACCGACGAAGACAUGUUUUCACAAUUGAAUGAUAUUGAAAAAGUGUGGGAAAAGAAAUUUCCGGAUGGUAAGAAUGAAUGUGGGCACUACGGGUUUUACCCUGUGACGGUGGGCUCUGCUUCGAAGAAAACCGUUGCAAAAGCUCAUUUGACGGAUCCUCAACAAGUUUUGGACACGUUGGGAUUGUUGGUCGGCGAUGUUUCGCUUUUCCAAAGUGCGGGUACUGUUGAUUUGGACGAUCGCGGUCACAUCAAAGACAGCGAGAGUAGUAUGAAAUCCGAACAGGCUGGUGUCGCCUACAAUAUGCGACGCACCGCCUCGUUGAAAGAUAGCAAUUGA
This is a messenger RNA of Lachancea lanzarotensis, 2745 nucleotides long. It is a transcript of the gene TPS2, whose product is annotated as LALA0S07e01530g1_1. Gene Ontology annotation, cellular component: alpha,alpha-trehalose-phosphate synthase complex (UDP-forming); cytosol. Bases 1 to 2745 code for a protein of 914 amino acids. Gene Ontology annotation, biological process: fungal-type cell wall organization; cellular response to heat; trehalose biosynthetic process. The record is from RefSeq and is a predicted model, not a curated record. Lineage: Eukaryota; Fungi; Ascomycota; Saccharomycetes; Saccharomycetales; Saccharomycetaceae. Gene Ontology annotation, molecular function: catalytic activity. The transcript has a single exon.